This is a messenger RNA of Prorocentrum cordatum, 2106 nucleotides long. The record is from the annotation of a GenBank genome assembly. NCBI's taxonomy places the organism in Eukaryota, Dinophyceae, Prorocentrales, Prorocentraceae.
CCUCCUCCUCCUCCUCCUCCUCCCCCCCUUUCUUGACCCUCCUCCCUCCCCCCCCCCUCCGUCCCGGCCGAGCGCAUGGCUCACGGCGCCCCCUGGGGAGGCCUCGGCCCUGGCGCGUCCGUGGCGGAGGCGGACACCACCGUCAGUGGCGGCCCGACCAUGCCGCUGGGCAUGCCGAGCACGAUGGCGAGCAAGGACACCAUGGUCACCUGGGGCAUCGAUGACGCCACCGCUGGCGCUGCUGCCCCGGCAGCCGCAAGGGCGCUGCGGCUGAGCCCGCAGGCGAUUAUCCGGGCGGCGGUGUUCGUUCAGGGCGCGUUCAGACGCUUCCGCGUGGAGGAAUGCCAGCGGCUGGCGGGAAUCAGGCCGGUGGAGCCCGCGCCCUCGGUGGCCGUGGCGCUCUUCUCGAGCAGGUCGCUGCGGAGGGCGCGCAGCCCGGAGGAGGUGCAGGCGGAGGCCGCCACGGUGGCGGCGGUGAUCUGCGGGCGGGAGGCGGGCCUGCAGCUGGGGCACCUGGCCAGGGCGCACGGCGAGUACCGCGCGCUGCUGCCGCCGGGCAGCGCCUCCCUCGAGCUCCUGCGCGAGCGCUUCCACGAGGUCGCCGUGGACGCGGAGGAGGACCUGCACGGCCGCCUGCGGCACGCCGCCCUGCCCUCGGCGGUGCGCCGCGCCGUGCUGCAGUGCCGCGAGGCCUGGGACCUGCCCCCGGGCCUGGCGCCCGAGGGCUGGGUGGACCCCUUCGCGCCCUCGGAGGAGGCCGCCGUGGAGCGCCUGGCGCCGGCCGUCGAGGCCGAGCUCGGCGCGAGGGUGCCCCAGUGCGAGACGCAGGCGGCCUGCGACGCGCUGGAGGCCGACGUCGAGCUGGAGCUCGCGGGCCGGCCGAGCCCCCUGCGCGGGGCGCUGCGCCGGGUGCGGCGGGGCCUCCUGGACGGCACCGCGCUGGCGGUGCAGACCGAGUUCGGCUGGCCGCCCGAGGGCCUCCCGGCGCGGAUGGCCGAGGCCGGGCGGUGGUACGCCACCGAGCUGGGCAGGGGCAACCCCCGCCUGGAGGACCUCCUGGCCGCCACCGAGCGCGCGCUGCGGCGCGCCGAGGCGGCCGCCGCCGCCGAGCUGGCGCCCCACCAGGCCGAGCUCGACAGGGUGCGCGGGCUGAUCGGCGCGGACCCUCCGCCGCUGAAGCUCGUCCUGAACGGCCUGCUGGAGGAGCUGGAGGAGCGGCUGGUGGCAGCGGCGGAGGUCCUCGGCGACUGGCGGGCGCGGCUCGGCACGGAGUGCCAAGGGCUGCUCCGCUCUGCGCGCCAGCUGCUCGGGCGGGACCGCUUCCUGGCCGAGUGCAGGGGGGAGGCGGCGCAGGCCGCCGGGGAGCUGGCGGCGCUGGGGCCCCGCUCGAGCCGCGAGCCGGCGGCGAGGGCUCGCUCGCGGCUUGCCGCAGCCGUGCGGCUGGAACAGCUUCUGGGUGCUCUGCGGCUGGAGCACGCUGGGAUUGACACCGUGCAGGUCGACGGGGACGCCGCCGCCGAGAUCAGGCGCGUGUACCAGCUGGUGGACCUCUACGGCGACAACGACCGGGCCGAGCUGCCGCCACAGGAGGAGUUGCUCAGCGACUGGCACCAGCCGCCGGGCUUCGACCGCCUGGACCCGGACCCGCGGCUCCCGGUGCCGCUGGCCGCCGGGGCCGCCUCCGGCGAGGAGGAGGAGCUCUUCCUGGACUACAGCAUGCCCCCUGCCCUGCCGGAGCCGCCGCCGGCGGUCCCAGGCUUGGAGCCCAUCAGCGUCAAGAUGAGGCUCCACGGCGUAUCCAUCGAUGACGCGAACAGCAGAUCCCAGAUCCUCUUCUUGGAGAAGUGUGCCCAGAUUAUCGCCAAGGAGUGCAGGAUCCCCGUGGAGUGGGUGACCGACGUCUCGCUGAACGCAGGCCUGAUCUAGAUCCUCGUCGGAAGUUGCACAUGACGAAGGGGGGAUGCGACCGCAUGGGCCGCGAGUUUGGACACGUGUGGAUGCUGUCACGCUCGACGCGUUGUCAGCUCGACAGGCGAAGAAUUUAGGACGCAGACUUGGUGCCAGCGGCGUGUUUGCGCUGGUGCCACGGCAGCGGCAACAUGAAAA